AUGGUUCAAAUCAGGAAGAACAAGGAUAAAUACGCCGCUCGAAACUUAGCGGGGUCUCAACUCCUCGGUCUCGAUGACGAGGAAGAGAAGCUUAGAGAGUCAGAGCACGCUAAAAACACGUACCAUGGGGCAAGGGACGAGGAAGGCGGCCUCCCCGGGCAGGUAAGGAAUCCUGGCGACGAGGACGCCGUUGUAGACAUUCAGAAGGAGUUCAGGGAGAAGUCCAAGGCGAAGUUGGAUAUCGGCAUGGUCGCCGCGGGAGUGCAGGAGAUGCAGAAGCACAAGAUAUUCAUGGAACCGUCACCUUGGGUCAUCUCGCCGAGGUCGAAAUACAUGCGGCGGUGGGACAUGGUGACGCUCGUCCUGCUUCUGUACACCGCCGUUGUUACCCCUGUGGAGGUUUCGUUCAUGGAUACAAAGAUCGACACUCUUUUCUGGAUCAACCGCGCUGUGGACGGACUGUUCGUCAAGGACAUCGUGCUGAACUUCUUCGUCGCCAUCUACGACCCGGAAGAUGGUCAGCUGGUGUUCCACCACCCGACCGUGGUCAGGAGUUACCUCAAAGGCUGGUUUCCCAUCGACGUCGUCUCUGUUUUCCCCUUUGACCUGAUUGCGUUGUUGAUGAACACCAGCAGCGUGGGCAGGAUGAAGGUGCUGCGUAUUCUGCGCCUUUUGAGGCUUGUCAAACUCCUACGCAUCCUGCGCGCGGCGCGCAUCUUCGCUAGGUUGGAGACCCAGUACAACAUUGACUACUCCAUGCUCGAGCUUGUGAGGUUCGCGGUGCUCGCGCUGGUGACAAGCCACUGGAUGGCGUGUGCGUGGGGACUUGUCGCCGACCUGGAGGACAGCGAAUACAAUUGGAUGAAAUACACCGCGUUCAACACUUUCCACGAAACCGGCAAGCUGGAGGUUGGCCAGGAUCCAAGAGGGGUGGUGAGCACGACUGAUAUCUACAUCGCUGCGUUUUACUGGUCAAGCAUGACGAUGACCACCAUCGGUUUCGGCGACAUCCUGCCGAGCACGCUGAUCGAGAGGAUCUUCGUCUCAUUUGCCAUGUUGGUCGGAGCGUUCGUGUACGGUUACAUCAUCGGCGCCGUGUCGAACGUGAUUUCGACCAAGAAUGCGAAGAAGAACGACUUUUACAAGCUCAUGGGCGAGCUCAACGCUUUUCUCAAGGAGGGCAGGUGGGACCAUGACUUGUGCAUGCGACUGCGCGAGUAUUUCAAGUACCGCCUGGCGUCCUCGCAUGUGGACGCACACACUGCCUUGCUGCAGCAGAUGUCUCCCGCGCUUAGGGCGGAGAUCACGCUCGGGAUGAACACCUGGAUCACCAAGGUUGACUUCUUCCGCAAGUGCCCAGAGGCGCUCGUCAUCCAGCUCACGAUGAACAUGAAGCAAUCUACCUACCCCCCGCAGGAGAAGAUAUUGGUGCCUGGCGACUGGUGUGACAAGAUGUUCAUGGUGCGUAAAGGUGUGGCGAUAUGCCGACAGAAGAUUGUGACCACAGGCCAGGUUUUCUGCGUUGAGUGCCUGUACAAGGAGGGCAAGGUUUCGUACUCUGCGCACGCAGUGACGUUUGUGGAUCUGUUCUCCUUUGACCGCAACAUGCUCGUGGGCGCGCUCCAGUACUUCCCGGAUGUGCAGAAGCACUUCCAGAGACUCUCAAUUAAGAUUGUGUUCCGCGAAGAGGUUAUCGCUUACUCCAAGGCGUUCAGGGCCCUCGAGGAGGACGGUGUUAAUGCCAAUGUCUGGGACAAGAUGGACGAGCGACCGGAUUUUUACCUCAAGAAGCUUCGCAUGAUUUACGGUGAUGACGGCUUUGGCAUGCGAUACGACGGCGCCAGCGAGCAGGAGAUGAAAGAGCGGGCGGCGAUCAAGGUGCAAAAGGUGUACCGCGGGUAUAGGGGUCGGGUGCUGAGCAAGGUCAAAUCCACGGAACACGGCACGAGCGGGGUGAUGCCGAACAGCGUCAGGAGCAUGGAUCCCACCAUGUACACAGCGCGGGCCCUAGACGUGUUUCACCAUCGCGCGGGUCAGUCGCUGCACGCGCUUCACCUCAAACUCGACGCGCUGCUAAACGGCACCGAGCCGAGGAAGGAUCUAGAGCGCGACGUCCACGACAGGUCGCGCAGCGAGCUGUUCAGCACGCCGCUGGAUGGGUCUGGGAAAAAGGCUGCCGGGAUGUCCAGCCUGGCGAGUUUGGCUGGGAAUCCCGCGGGAUCUUCCUCGCUGCCCCCCGUGACGGUGUCGAAGGGAAUCGGCGGGAGUGCCGCCGUGGAUGCUGUCAAGAGCGAGGUGGACAAGCUGCGUCGCGAUCUGUUCGACAAGCUCGACAGGAUCAAGGUCACCGGUGGUGGCGGCGAACAGGUGAUGAUGGGCGGUGCCGAGGACACUCAGCAGCUGGCUGUGCUUGUGCAGUCGCUCGCUGAGCAGGUCGGUUCCAUCACUCGCACGCUCUCGCAGAUGUCAGACGCGCAGCGUACGUUCCAGGAACGGUCACAAAGGACCAUCUUGGGUCAUCUGGAGCAGGCACAGACGAGAAUGGCGGAGCAGGUGGCCAAGACGAUGGGCGGCGUGUCGCGCCCGACUGCCGCGCCGUCCCGGGUGUCCCCCGGAGGUGUUGCAGAUAUGACGGAAUCGGAUCUGCCACCAUCACGAGGCUACGGUGGGCAAUACGGUGGCACAUCCGGAGGUGUAGCGGGCGUUGGAACCAGAGCGCUGCAGAGGAGGCCGCUGGGGGGAAGCACCCCACCCGCGCGGCCCACUCAGGGUUGGUAACGAGAACCCUCAUCAAAAAUGACUCAAGUAGCGCAACGCAUUCAACUGCGAGUAUAAUGUAACUAUAUUCAUACCCAC
This is a messenger RNA of Micromonas commoda, 2856 nucleotides long. Its product is annotated as voltage-gated ion channel superfamily. NCBI's taxonomy places the organism in Eukaryota, Viridiplantae, Chlorophyta, Mamiellophyceae, Mamiellales, Mamiellaceae. The record is from RefSeq and is a predicted model, not a curated record. Gene Ontology annotation, biological process: potassium ion transmembrane transport; regulation of membrane potential. Gene Ontology annotation, molecular function: voltage-gated potassium channel activity; protein binding. The transcript is spliced from 2 exons. The coding region runs from base 1 to 2778 and encodes 925 amino acids. Gene Ontology annotation, cellular component: membrane.